CUGCUCGACGAAUUGCCCCGGUGCCAUGGCAUCGCUCCGCGCGGCGCCUGGGAUGCCAUUCCCGGCGUGGCCGGCGUGCUGCCCUCCUCCGAGCUCGCCAGGAUCCGCGCGUGGCGUGCCGUUCUCUCCGCUGGAUUCCGCGGGGCACCUCCGCCGGCGCGCGUACCCGAGGAUCCAGGCGACGGCGAGGCACGGCGCGCGGAAGGAGAACCCCAAGGUCAGGAACCGCCGGCUGCAGAGGAAGUUCAAUGGCACGGCGACGAAGCCGAGGCUGUCCGUGUUCUGCUCCAACAGGCAGCUCUACGCCAUGCUCGUCGACGACCACAACAGGGAGAUCCUCUUCUACUGCAGCACCCUGCAGAAGGCCAUCUGCGGCGACUCGCCCUGCAGCGCCGUGGAGGCCGCUGGGAGGGUCGGGGAGGAGGUCAUCAGGGCAUGCAAAGAGCUGGACAUCUCCGAGAUCUCGUCCUACGACCGCAACGGGUUUGCUCGAGGGGAGAGGAUGAUGGCGUUCGAGGUUCCGGUCUCGCAGUACGGGUUCCUGCCAAGAUAGCAGCAAGAGAAAGAAAUCAGGUGCCCAACCGUAGAUAGGAUAGUGUAUUGACAUCAAAUGAACUAUAAACAUGUGAAUUGGUGGCUGACUGGCUGUGUGUUACUGUGAUCCAUCAGUUCUUGGAGAGCAUGUAGU
Messenger RNA from Oryza brachyantha (malo sina), 688 nucleotides. Its product is annotated as 50S ribosomal protein L18. Gene Ontology annotation, molecular function: structural constituent of ribosome; 5S rRNA binding. Gene Ontology annotation, biological process: translation. Lineage: Eukaryota; Viridiplantae; Streptophyta; Magnoliopsida; Poales; Poaceae. The coding region runs from base 26 to 553 and encodes 175 amino acids. Gene Ontology annotation, cellular component: ribosome. The record is from RefSeq and is a predicted model, not a curated record. The transcript is spliced from 3 exons.